Messenger RNA from Lactuca sativa (garden lettuce), 1251 nucleotides. NCBI's taxonomy places the organism in Eukaryota, Viridiplantae, Streptophyta, Magnoliopsida, Asterales, Asteraceae. The record is from RefSeq and is a predicted model, not a curated record.
AAUUUCUAAAUUUGGAUUUUAGGUGCUAACUUGAGAGAGGAGAACUAUCAAGUGGGAACUACAUUUGUCAUUGACCAAUUUGCAUCUUAUUUUCAGCAACUUAUCUAGUUGAAUCACCUUUGACCACCUUUAUGGAUCUUUUCAACUAAUCCUACGAACCCUUUAUUUUAUUCUGACUUCGAAAAUCUCAUCACUGCAUUCUCAUUUAAUCUCCAAAAUAACUUUGAGGUAAUUUUUUGACCACCCCAAAGAAUGGUAUGCUUUCUAUAUGAUCCACAAUCACUUUUCCAACUAUAUUAAAUUGAUUUUAAAGCUAUAAAUAUUUGACUUCAUAUUUUCUUGCUUUCAGGCCUGAGCUCUUUUCUGUUUUAGCUCAACAGCCUCAACCAUCAGAUGUUCUUACUUCACACAAAAUCUUUAUGAUUCUUUUCCGAACAUUAAAGGAGUUAUCCACCAAACCUCUUGCAUCAGAUCAAAAGAAUUUUGUUGAGGUAAAUCAAUUGUGGAAAAGAAAAGUUAACAACUUCAUAUAACCAUUUAACAUGUAAUCUUACAUUAAUUUUGUUUUAGCAGAUAACAUUCUAGUUUUUUUAGUACAGCUGGCAUCUGUGGCAAACUGAUAUGAAGACCAUACUAAAUGGCUUCUCUUCUCUUACUCAAAUCACAAACUCAAAUGCUUCUGAAAAUUAUCAAGAUCAACUUUAUUUAACAUGUGAAAGAUGGUUUAUGUGCUCAAAGAUAAUCCGUCCGUUGAUAGUUUCAGGGUUUCCAAGCGAUGAAAAAUCUUUACAGGAGGUUCAGCCAGUCAAGGAGGUCUGUCCUUUGCUGUUAAAAGCAAUCCAAUCUCUCCUUCCAUACUAUUCAUCUUUUGGGGAACACCAUUUGAAACUUUUUGAAUUUAUAAAAAGGGCUUGGAAGAAAGUGAUGAAGAUUUUAACUGCAAUUCAGACAAGGCAUCCGUAUUCUUUUGGUGACCAAAAUGUCCUCCCCCUAGUCAUGGAUUUCUGCUUAAAUAAAAUAACAGAUUCUAAACCAGAGAUAAUGUCAUUUGAUCAGUUUCUUAUUCAAUUCAUGUCAAUGGCAAAAAUUGUUCUUGAAUGCAAAGAAUACAAACCAAUCAUGACCGGAUGUGUGGUAAAUGAGAAAGUAAUAACCCUUGAGCGAAGAAAGAAAAACAUUUCUGGAGCUGUUGCAGGAGAUAGAAUUGGAGAAGGAAUGGAAUGGUUCAAUUACUCCAUUCCAUUGGAAUGA